AGGCAGCUUACUCCAUCUUCGAAAAUGCCAACUCGUUUGCACAAGACAAGGAAGAGCCGCGGUCAUGUCUCCGCCGGGUAUGGUAGAAUUGGUAAACACCGUAAGCAUCCAGGUGGUCGUGGUUUAGCUGGUGGUCAACACCACCACAGAACCAACUUCGACAAGUACCACCCAGGUUACUUCGGUAAGGUUGGUGACCGUCACUACCACCUCAAGCACAACGUCUACUGGAGACCAGUCCUCAACAUCGACAAGAUCUGGUCUUUGGUUUCUGAGCAAGACAAGUCACAAACCGAGAAGAGCGAUUUGGUUCCAGUUGUUGACACCCUCGCACACGGUUUCGGUAAGGUCCUCGGUAAGGGUCGCCUCUCCAAGCCAGUCAUUGUCAAGGCUAGAUUCGUCUCUGAACUCGCUGAAAAGAAGAUCAAGGAAGCUGGCGGUGUCGUCGUUCUCACUGCUUAAGUGAAGAGUUGUACUAACUAUUUGAACUCGCUUUUGAACGUA
Molecule: messenger RNA, 504 nt
Organism: Wallemia mellicola CBS 633.66
Lineage: Eukaryota; Fungi; Basidiomycota; Wallemiomycetes; Wallemiales; Wallemiaceae
Exons: 3
Coding region: 25-462 (145 amino acids)
Biological process (GO): translation
Cellular component (GO): ribosome; cytosolic large ribosomal subunit
Molecular function (GO): structural constituent of ribosome
Source: RefSeq, a predicted model, not a curated record